CAUAAACAUCUUCUCCGAUCAAAUCAAUUCAAUCCUCCAAAUCCACAUACAUUUACAGAGUUCAAUUUUAUUAUGGCAACAACAUCACGAUCUCUAGAAGUGACAAUCAUUUCAGGAGAAAACCUGCGAGUCGAUCGGACUCGGCCUGUGAAGAAGAACGCCUUCGUCGUGGUCCGAACCGACUCGUCUCCGAUCUCUCAAUCGACGAACCUCGACAUCGAUGGCGGUAGCUACCCUACCUGGAACCAAACGCUCCUCGUCGACAUGCCGGUUCACGCCCGGUUCUUGAAUGUGGAUGUACAAUGCCGCUCUAAUUCCGGCGACAAGGUCGUCGGAACGGCGAGAAUUCCGGCUUCGGACUUCGCCGGAGGUUACUUUCCCGAGAACUACUUGCAUUUCUUGAGUUAUAGGUUGAGGGACAGUGGAGGUGAGAGAAACGGGAUUGUUAAUGUUUCGGUGAGAGUGAAGCUCCCAGAAGGUUCUGGAAGAGUUGCCGCCUCCUCUGCCGCCACUUCGUGUUCACAGUCGCGGCCGUGGAUGGGGGUUCCGGCCGCCGGGAAGGUUUCUGAUGGGAUUGUCUCCGGCGUUCCGGUUUGGUCUAGGUAUUACUGAUUGGUGAAGAUUGAUAUGCAUGGUUUCGAAGUAAAAGGGUGAGCUGUUGAUUGGAUUGGACAGUAAUGUGUGUAUAUUUGAGUGAUCUAAUGAUUGAUUGAAAGUGUAUUGAAAUCUAUAUAAAAAAAUUUAAUAAUAAAAGAUCGGGAGCUUUUUCUAAUAA
This is a messenger RNA of Camellia sinensis, 775 nucleotides long. Lineage: Eukaryota; Viridiplantae; Streptophyta; Magnoliopsida; Ericales; Theaceae. The record is from RefSeq and is a predicted model, not a curated record.